GGACGCGGCGGAUACUCUUCUUCCUCCUCCCCUCUCCUGGUCAGGUCACUGGCCAGUGGUCACAGCUCGCCGGAGAGGAAGACAAGCUUGUGGUGGUCGCCGGCCGAUUGGCAAUCAUUCGGCAACGACGACCGAUGCUGGUUCAGCCGCCGAACGCCGUGGCGGUCCGGGCGACGGCGGCGGGCAAGGAGCCCCUCUUCUCGUUCGGCGUCAUCGCCGACGUGCAGUACGCCGACAUCCCCGACGGCCGCUCCUUCCUCGGCGUCCCCCGCUACUACCGCCACAGCCUCACCAUCCUGCAGAGAGCCGUCCGCUCCUGGAACGCCCACAACCACAAGCAUCCCGUCGCCGGCGGCGGCGUCCGCUUCUGUGUCAACUUCGGCGACAUCGUCGACGGCUUCUGCCCCAAGGACAGGUCGCUGGCUGCCGUCCAGGCCGUCGUCGCCGAGUUCGACCGCUUCCAUGGCCCGGCCUACCACAUGCUCGGCAACCACUGCCUCUACAACCUUCCCCGGAGCAAGCUCGUGUCGCUGCUCAGGAUGCCGUCGGGGCGCGCCUACUACGACUUCUCGCCGUUCCCGGGCUACAGGUUCGUCGUCCUCGACGCGUACGACUUCAGCGCCGUGGGAUGGCCGCGCGGCCACCCGGUGGCGGCGGCGGCGAGGAGGUUCUUGGACGAGAGGAACCCGAACGCGGACAAGAACAGCCCGAGCGGCCUCGCCGGCGUGGACCGGCGGUUCGUGAUGUUCAACGGCGCCGUCGGCGAGGCGCAGCUGCGGUGGCUGGACGGCGUGCUGCGCGGGGCGGCGCGGCGGCGGGAGGCGGCGGUGGUGUGCAGCCACCUGCCGCUGCACCCCGGCGCGGCGUCGCCGUCGGGGCUGAUGUGGAACUACGAGGAGGUGAUGCGCGUGGUGCACCGGCACGGCUGCGUCGCGGCGUGCCUCGCCGGCCACGACCACAGGGGCGGCUACGGCGUCGACGCCCGCGGCGUCCACCACCGCACCCUGGAGGCGGCGCUGGAGUGCCCGCCCGGCACCGACGCCUUCGGCCGCGUCGACGUGUACCCCGACGGCCUGACGCUCGUCGGCGCCGGCAGGAUGGGCAGCACAGACAUGCGGCUCCAGCUCCACUCCCCAGUGACUGAGCUCAGCUAGCUAAGCUAAAUCCUCUCUGCUGCCGCCAUUGUGCUAAUGCAACUGUUGUAAUAGUGGCAAUGUGAUUGACAGCACGUUUCAUGCAUCCCUAAAAAAAAAUAAUCUAGUGUCCAAUUGAUGUCUCGUCGUCGUCCAUGUCGCGCGGUUAGAAAUCAAAGUCGUUCCGAGGAGGAAGACGAGAGGCAGCGUGGGCCCGGUUCGGCAUAGAGGGGGAUGCGGUGUUGACCAGUCCAAUUUAUCCACGUGUAAUUUUGCUAUAUAUUUAUCAAUAAUUUUUCUCUAAAAAAAUAAUAAAUAUUGUAAAUUGCAUGUAACUAUAAUGUAACUUAUAUAUAACUUUCAUAUAAUUUUGAACCGUUAUAUUUGUUUCAA
This is a messenger RNA of Oryza sativa Japonica Group (Japanese rice), 1526 nucleotides long. Its product is annotated as manganese-dependent ADP-ribose/CDP-alcohol diphosphatase-like. The record is from RefSeq and is a predicted model, not a curated record. NCBI's taxonomy places the organism in Eukaryota, Viridiplantae, Streptophyta, Magnoliopsida, Poales, Poaceae. Gene Ontology annotation, molecular function: CDP-glycerol diphosphatase activity; manganese ion binding; 2',3'-cyclic-nucleotide 2'-phosphodiesterase activity.